GGAAAAUACUAGCUGAUAGUAGCAACGCAUUGAUCGUCCGUAGUCCAAGAUCCAGGUUGUAGACUUUGUGAUGUUAAGGAGUGUAUUCAGGUGCCUUAGGACCAAUCCUGUGACAGGACAGAGGAGGAUGUCUCAGAGCAGCCUUGCUGGAAAAAUAGCAAUAGUCACAGCCUCCACAGAUGGGAUUGGUCUGGCUGCAGCUCAAGCUCUGGGAAAAAGAGGAGCACAUGUGGUAGUGAGCAGCAGGCGGCAGGCAAACGUGGACAAGGCCGUGGCGCUGCUGCAGAGCCAGAGCAUCAAGGUGACUGGGACCACCUGCAAUGUUGGCAAGGAAGAAGACAGAGAAAAACUAGUUCAAACAACUCUGGAUCAAUGUGGGGGUAUUGAUAUCCUCGUGUCAAAUGCAGCAGUCAACCCUUUUUUUGGAAACCUACUGGACACAUCAGAGGAAGUUUGGGACAAGAUCUUGGCAGUAAAUGUGAAAUCAGCCUUCCUCAUGACAAAGUUGGUGGUGCCCCAUAUGGCAAAAAGAGGAGGGGGAAAUGUUGUCUUUGUAUCUUCUGUGGCAGGAUACCAACCAAUGCAGGGCCUUGGUGCUUACAGCGUCAGUAAGACAGCACUGCUAGGUCUGACCCGAGCGCUGGCCCCUGAGCUGGCCCAGGAUAACAUAAGAGUCAACUGUGUAGCUCCUGGAGUCAUCAAGACACGCUUCAGCCACGCGUUAUGGACAAACGAGGACAUCAUGGACAGUUUCAAACAGACUCUGAGCAUUAAAAGAAUUGGAGAACCAGAGGAAAUAGGAGGAGUGAUCGCCUUCUUGUGCUCUAACGAAGCUUCCUAUAUCACUGGAGAGACCAUCACAGCCACCGGAGGGAUUGGCUGUCGACUUUGAAUGUCCAAUCACCAGCAAAAAGAUUGUAUUAACUGAUUGUAAUAACUGAAGAUUGAUACUAAAGGUUUUUGGUUAUUUA
Molecule: messenger RNA, 971 nt
Organism: Cheilinus undulatus (humphead wrasse)
Lineage: Eukaryota; Metazoa; Chordata; Actinopteri; Labriformes; Labridae
Gene: dhrs4
Product: dehydrogenase/reductase (SDR family) member 4
Exons: 9
Coding region: 71-892 (273 amino acids)
Molecular function (GO): carbonyl reductase (NADPH) activity
Source: RefSeq, a predicted model, not a curated record